CGGUUUCUAGUUCAUACUGGUCUAUUCUCAAAUGUGAGACUCUUUAAUGCUAAAGGUUGGCGGCCAGUGAGUUUGAGUAAGCCAUUCGUCAAAAAAGUAUUCGUUUUUGUUUUUGGGCCAAAGAUUCUCAACUGUAAACGUGGACACAUUGCCUAGCAUUACAUUUGCAACAAGCAAGCAAGCAAAGUCAGCCAUGGCAUCCAACUCCUUUUAACUUCAAAACCCCGUGAGAAACGUACGUAAAAACAACUGCUUUCUUGUCCUCUCUAAAUCCAACGAUCAAACCCAUCUCAAAUUUAAGAAAAUCUUUGAUGGGUCUUUUUUAUUUUCUUGGUUGGAGUUUUGAAUAGAGAGAGUUUGAUAGGAGAAAGAGAAUCAGAGAGAGAUGAGAGGAGGAGGAGGAGGAGGAGGACAAGGGGUUGAAAGGAGGGUUUGUGAGGAAUUUUCACCUGGGUAUUAUGCGCUUUGCACUUUUGGAGGAAUGCUUAGUGCUGGGACUACUCAUCUUGCUAUCACACCUCUUGAUGUCUUGAAAGUGAAUAUGCAGGUGAAUCCAAUCAAGUAUAAUGGCAUUUCUUCAGGGCUGUCAACCCUUUGGAGAGAACAAGGACCUUCUUCACUUUGGAGAGGUUGGUCUGGCAAAUUUUUUGGAUAUGGCAUUCAAGGCGGCUGCAAAUUUGGUCUCUAUGAAUACUUUAAGAAGCUUUACUCUGAUGUGUUGAUAGAUAAUGGUAACAAGAGUUUCAUAUUCUUUCUCAGCAGUGCAUCUGCUCAAGUAUUUGCUGAUGUGGCUCUCAGUCCUUUCGAAGCUGUCAAAAUUCGAGUUCAAACACAGCCUAGUUUUGCGAAGGGCUUGGUUGAUGGGUUUCCGAAACUUUAUGCAACUGAAGGGCUUGCGGGCUUUUACAAGGGACUCUUUCCACUCUGGGGUCGAAAUAUUCCAUUCUCUAUGAUAAUGUUUUCAACAUUUGAGCAUUCAGUGGAAUUGAUAUAUCACAAUAUAAUUCAAAGAAGAAAAGAAGAUUGUUCAAGAGCCCAACAGCUUAGUGUUACCUGUUUAGCAGGCUAUGCAGCUGGAGCUGUUGGUACUGUCAUCUCGAACCCUGCUGACAACAUUGUUGCCUCUCUUUACAACAAACAGUCUGAAAAUGUGCUGCAGGCAGUGAAGAAAAUUGGGCUUGUUAAUCUAUUUACCAGAAGUCUUCCUGUUCGAUUUUUAUUAGUUGGUCCUGUUGUUACUUCACAAUGGUUCUUCUAUGACACCAUUAAAGUUCUAAGUGGACUGCCUACUAGUGGAGGGCUUCGCAGGCGUGUGGAAGAAGCUAAUGUAUCAGCUUAAGCUCAUUGAAAAGAACAUCAAAUGUUCGACAAGGUCAAUUUUAAGAUUGCAAAAAAUUCAUCACUGUUGCAGAAGAUAUGACAACUGAAUAACCUUCCAAAACAUGGUACAAAUUGCUUCUUGAAGGCAGAUACGUACUGUGAUAGUUCUCUUUUUUUCCUAAUCUGAAUUUUACACUCACUGACUUCAGUUCAUAGAUGGUCAAGGUGCUUCGUAAUCAUCCAAUCUAGAAGAGAAUACUAUCAGCACCUGCGUAGAAGUGGCCAAUUUUAUGAGACAUUGUUAUUUUAUGUAUUGGUUACAUACAUUCUUUUUCCUCUGUUGUAGAGAUGUGGGUAAACAAUAUUGGGCAAUUUUAUGAGACA
Messenger RNA from Quercus robur (English oak), 1704 nucleotides. RefSeq names its product mitochondrial phosphate carrier protein 1, mitochondrial-like. The record is from RefSeq and is a predicted model, not a curated record. The transcript is spliced from 6 exons. Gene Ontology annotation, cellular component: mitochondrial inner membrane. Bases 386 to 1339 code for a protein of 317 amino acids. NCBI's taxonomy places the organism in Eukaryota, Viridiplantae, Streptophyta, Magnoliopsida, Fagales, Fagaceae. Gene Ontology annotation, molecular function: phosphate transmembrane transporter activity. Gene Ontology annotation, biological process: mitochondrial phosphate ion transmembrane transport.